This is a messenger RNA of Biomphalaria glabrata, 2645 nucleotides long. RefSeq names its product charged multivesicular body protein 2b-A-like. NCBI's taxonomy places the organism in Eukaryota, Metazoa, Mollusca, Gastropoda, Planorbidae. The record is from RefSeq and is a predicted model, not a curated record. The coding region runs from base 166 to 804 and encodes 212 amino acids. The transcript is spliced from 8 exons. Gene Ontology annotation, cellular component: multivesicular body; ESCRT III complex. Gene Ontology annotation, biological process: protein transport; late endosome to vacuole transport; endosome transport via multivesicular body sorting pathway.
ACUUCCGGGUCCGGUGCUGUUAGUAUACAAGUUCAUCGUCAACAUCACAUGAAUGAGUCUUAACCUAAAUUUCUAUAAAUAAAUAAUGAACACGGUGUAAUGUUAUAAAUAGAUUUACUUAACGUUUCUUUCAGAGUAAAAUUUACUGUAAACUGAGAUCUAAAGAUGGCUGGAUUUUUCUCAAAAAAACCAACAGUACAAGAACAAAUAAGAACAAAUGACAGAGUUCUUAGGAAACAGACGAGGGAUUUGGAAAGAGAUAGGGGAGCUUUAGAAAGAGAAGAGAAGAAAUUGGAAAUGGAAAUUAAAAAAGCAGCAAAAGCUGGCAAUAAGCAAGCAGCAACGAUUCUUGCAAAGCAAUUAGUAGCCUUGAGAAAGCAGAAAACCAAAAGUUAUGCAAUGGGUUCAAAAAUUUCUUCUGUUGGUAUGCAGCAAAAGGUUAUGCAUUCUAAUUUGAAAAUGGCAAAUGCAAUGGCCACAACGACAAAAACUAUGACUCAGAUGAAUAAAACUAUGGAUCCUAUGAAGACAGCAGCUAUGAUGAGAGAUUUUGAAAAGGAAUCUGCCAAAAUGGGAAUGACUGAAGAAAUGAUUGAGGAAACACUGGAUGAUAUUUUAACUGAAUCAGGGGAUGAAGAAGAACAGGAUGCUAUUGUAAACCGUGUAUUGGAUGAAAUUGGCAUUGAAAUCUCAGGAAAGCUCAUUGAUGCCCCAGCAGCUCACAGAGGGAAAAUUGGAAAUUCCACAAGUACAGCAGAUGCUGACAUAGAGAGACAAUUAGCAGCCUUAAAAGAUUUAGAUUAGUGACUGUGAGUGUAUGUAGUAUUUUUCUUGCUGUGAACAUACCUUGGUGUCUCCACUGGUAGAAGCUGAAUGUUUGUGCCCAUCAAGGUGAAAAAUAGUUUUUGAGUGCUCUGCUUCCUGAUUGUUUAACUGUUUGGCCCAAAAUUAUGCUGAAAUUGAUUUUGUUCAAAACGUGAAAUACUUUUUUUCCCAUAUAUGUAUAAAUGUGCCACACUACAGUUAAAGGUAAAACUGAUUUAAACUUUAUGCAAUACAAAUGCAUUUAAUCACCCAAUAUUGAUGCAAUAGCAUGCUUAAACUUUCAGUUUCUAAAUUUUCUUAAAAUAGAACAAAAUAAAUGUUUCAGAAAUUAUAAAUUACUAAAACCUAAUAACUGUGUUGACCUAUUUUUGGAAAAUAAUAUUCUUCAAAAAUGUAAAAAUAGUUGUAAUUGUCGUCUGUCCUGCAAAGUAAUACAAGUAGAUGUACAUAUUGCAUUUGGAUUGAUUGAUGUUGAAUGAUAUGGUUUAUAAACUGAUUGUAACAAAUCAAAACUCAUAAAGUUGUGAAAGAAUGGAAUAUUGUACAGCCUUUAAAGUAUUGUCAAUUUAAACUGCUCUGAUGUUUUACUAUAUAAAAGAACAUUCAGACUAAUAAAAGCCUACACACAAGAGUACUUUCAUCUCAAGUUAAAGUCCUAUCAAUUUUCCAAACUUCAAUGUAAUGCAUUACUGCUUUACAUCAUUUUACUAUUUUUAUGUUUUGUAUUUUAUUAUAGGUACUGUAUUAUUAAUAAAUUAUUAUAUUUUGUUUCUUGUAUUAUCAGAAACUAUCAAAUAAUUUUUCUUCUUCCUUCCAUCAUGCUAUUCGAAGAAGUGCCUUUGUGGCAUGCGCUGUUUCACCCCAGUGUUUUGUUUAGCUGUCAAGAAUACACUUUAACUUCUAUAGAUUUUCUUUCCCCUGUUUUAAAGUAGAUCUAUAAUUUUUUUAAACAUACCAUGCAUACAAAGAGAAAAGGAUUUUAAAAAUGUACAUCUCCUAUAUUCAAAUGCAUUUAUCAUUUUAAAUAUUUAAUCCAAACCAUCCUUCGCAAGUUGGCAAGUUUCUUGCCAUUAAAGUAAUAAAAUAUUCCAGUUUUAAAGAAACAUACUAAUUAAAUGCUAAUAUAUUUAUAAAACAAAGUAGGCCUAAUAAUAAACACAAAUUAAACUUUUUGUUGGAGUUUCUGUUAAUAACAGAUUGUCGGCAUUUGAACAUUUAAUUUGUUUCACUUUUUUAUUUAAUAAUAGAGGUAAUAAUAUUGCAAUUUUUAAAAAAUAAUUGAAUACCAAUUCUAGGAUUUAGUUUUAAAAAAAAAGGUUUAUGAGAACCUGAACGUCCAGAUGCAUUUUUCAAAGUUUUAAGAGGUUAUCAAUCUCUAUCAUCUUAUUGCUAGUCUUGGGUUAUUCCAUCAUUUUUCUAUCUAAAUGGUUGAUUUUUAAACAUCAAAAUUUCUCCUACAAUGCCUUCAUCACUUAAAUAGUUUUUAAGUACAUUUUCUAAAUUAAAAUAAAAAUCAACAGGUAAUUGUGAAGUUACAUUUUGAUAUAAUAUUUUAAAAUAAAUAUAAUUUAAAUUUUUCCUCUAGUAUUUUUCAUAUAAUUAAGUAAAUUAAUUUUUAUACAUUGUUUAUUCUUUUUCAUCUUUAUGAAUCGGUCUUCUAUUUGAACUGAAAAUAUGUUCAUGAAAUAUUAUUUGUGUGAUAUUUCCAAUGCUGAAUGGUGUUGGCCUUCUAGCUAUGCCUUGUAUUUUUUCUAUCUAUUUAUCUAUUUAAUCUAUCUUUUAAACUGAAAGACCGGAAUAAAUGGAAGGUAAUGCCUAAA